Octopus sinensis (East Asian common octopus) is the source of this 1593-nucleotide messenger RNA. RefSeq names its product zinc finger protein 271-like. NCBI's taxonomy places the organism in Eukaryota, Metazoa, Mollusca, Cephalopoda, Octopoda, Octopodidae. The annotation marks the transcript as partial. The record is from RefSeq and is a predicted model, not a curated record. The transcript has 3 exons.
ACACAUACUGGUGAGAAACCUUAUCAUUGUGAUAUCUGUGUUAAAUCAUUCUCUCAAAGCACUAACUUGACUGACCACAUACGUACACAUACUGGUGAGAAACCUUAUCAUUGUGAUAUCUGUGGUAAAUCAUUCUCUCAAAGCACUAACUUGACUGACCACAUACGUACACAUACUGGUGAGAAACCUUAUCAUUGUGAUAUCUGUGUUAAAUCAUUCUCUCAAAGCACUAACUUGACUGACCACAUACGUACACAUACUGGUGAGAAACCUUAUCAUUGUGAUAUCUGUGGUAAAUCAUUCUCUCAAAGCACUAACUUGACUGACCACAUACGUACACAUACUGGUGAGAAACCUUAUCAUUGUGAUAUCUGUGUUAAAUCAUUCUCUCAAAGCACUAACUUGACUGAUCACAUACGUACACAUACUGGUGAGAAACCUUAUCACUGUGAUAUCUGUGUUAAAUCAUUCUCUCGUAAUAGUGACUUGGUUAAACACAAACGUACACAUACUGGAGAGAAACCAUAUCGUUGUGAUAUCUGUGGUAAAUCAUUCUCUCAUAAUACUCAUUUGCAUACACACAAACGUACACAUACAGGAGAGAAGCCAUAUCAUUGUGAGAUCUGUGGUAAAUCAUUCUCUCGAAGAAGUUAUUUGGCUAGGCACAAAUUUACACAUACAGGGGAGAGACCAUAUCAGUGUGACAUCUGUGCUAAAUCAUUCUCUCGAAGCAGUAUCUUGACUAAACACAGACUUACACAUACAGGAGAGAAACCUUAUCAUUGUGAGAUCUGUGGUAAAUCAUUCUCUUGUAAUAGUCACUUGGUUGAUCACACACGUACACAUACAGGAGAGAAGCCAUAUCAUUGUGAGAUCUGUGGUAAAUCAUUCUCUCGAAGCAGUAACUUGACUUUACACAAACGUAUUCAUACGGGAGAGAAACCCUAUCAUUGUGAUAUCUGUGGUAAAUCAUUCUCCCAAAGUCAUCACUUGACUAAUCACAAACCUACACAUACUGGUGAGAAACCUUAUCAUUGUGAUAUCUGUGGUAAAUCAUUCUCUAAAAAUAUUAACUUACAAAGUCACAAACGUAUUCAUACAGGAGAGAAACCAUAUCACUGUAAUAUCUGUGGUAAAUCAUUCUCUCAUAAUUGUAAUUUGGUUACUCACAAUCGCAUUCAUACAGGAGAGAAACCAUAUCAUUGUGAUAUCUGUGGUAAAUCAUUCUCUUGUAAUAGUCAUUUGGUUACUCACAAUCGCAGUCAUACUGGUGAGAAACCUUAUCACUGUGAGAUCUGUGGUGAGUCAUUUUCUCAAAGGCGUCAGUUGAAUAGACACACGCAUACACAUACAGGAGAGAAGCCAUAAUCUUGCAUUAGUUGUUGUAAUUCAUUUUUUGGAAAUGGUGUUGUAACUACACACAAAUAUGUUCAUUCCAGACAAAACCUAUGUAAUGGUCGUGUGUCUGUGUUAAAGCAUUCUCUCAUAGACCUAACUUAACUCUACAUGAACGAAUCCCUACAUGAGAGUAACCAUGUCCGUGUGACAUGUGUGGCAAAUCAUUCUCUCGAAAAAGCCACAUGCAUAAACACA